This is a messenger RNA of Penicillium taxi, 1581 nucleotides long. Its product is annotated as MRS7 family protein. Gene Ontology annotation, cellular component: mitochondrial inner membrane. Gene Ontology annotation, biological process: intracellular monoatomic cation homeostasis. Bases 1 to 1581 code for a protein of 526 amino acids. NCBI's taxonomy places the organism in Eukaryota, Fungi, Ascomycota, Eurotiomycetes, Eurotiales, Aspergillaceae. Gene Ontology annotation, molecular function: ribosome binding. The record is from RefSeq and is a predicted model, not a curated record. The transcript is spliced from 3 exons.
AUGUCCACCACAAUGAGAUCGGCUCAACUAGUGCGCAACACAUCUGCUUUGCGACCUUCUCUGGCCGCUCGCACUCGUGUCGGUACAUCCCCAUUGUCUGUGGCCAACAUUCUCCGAAAUGGACGCGGUCUUCCAUCACAAGUAUCGGCUCUCGCAAUCCUCAACCCUUCUUACCGGAGCUAUGCCACUGAACAAUCCACAUCCAACACUUCCUCUCAUCAGUCAUACCCUCCUCCCGGUUUCAACGCCGAGCAAGCAAAGAAGCCACUCCCCGUAGAGCAAGAAGCGCCAUCGUCACAAGACGUUGCUCAGUCCGCAAAGGCUGAGUCUGCCAGUACCAAUGUCACCAAGGCAACAGCUACAAAGGAUCUGUCUACCGAGGUGCAAAAGCCCACCUCUGAGGAGAAGGAUGCUAAAAAAUUGACGAUCGGCCAGAAGAUCAAGAAGGAGGUCCAGCAUUAUUGGGAUGGUACUAAGCUGCUGGCGACAGAGGUCAAGAUCAGUACCCGACUAGCAGUGAAGAUGGCAGCUGGAUAUGAGCUCACUCGGAGAGAGUACCGCCAGCUUCAACGUACCGUCAAGGAUCUGGGCCGCUUGGUUCCCUUCUCGAUGUUCGUCAUCGUUCCAUUUGCCGAACUGCUGCUUCCCAUCGCCCUGAAGCUUUUCCCCAAUCUUUUGCCCAGCACCUACGAAGGCAAGAGCUCCCGCGAGAAGAAGGCUUCGAAUCUGAGCUCUACCCGCAAGGAGGUCUCCGGCUUUUUGCGCAACACUUUGCGUGAGACUGGUCUGCGAUUCAAUGCGGCCACAGUCAAGAACGAGGAGUUUGCUGAAUUCUUCCGCAAGAUCCGGACCACCGGUGAAUCGCCCUCCACCGACGACAUUAUCAAGGUCUGCAAGAUAUUCAAGGAUGACUUGACCCUGGACAAUCUGUCACGGCCCCAGCUUGUGGCCAUCUGCCGCUACAUGAAUCUCAACUCGUUCGGUACCGAUGCCAUGCUCCGUUACAACAUUCGCCAUCGCAUGCGCCAGAUCAAGCGUGACGACCGGGCUAUUUUCUACGAAGGUGUUGACUCACUGUCCGUGCCCGAGUUGCAGAUGGCUAGUGCAUCUCGCGGUAUUCGUACCCACGGUGUGUCCCCCGCUCGUCUGCGCGAGGACCUCACCAUGUGGCUUGACCUCCGUCUCCAGAAGGGUGUGCCUUCCACCCUGCUGGUCCUGAGCAAUGCCUACAGCUAUACUCAGGGUGGCAAGGAGUCUGAGAUGGAGUCGCAGAUUGAUGCCCUCAAGUCUGUGCUGUCCAGCAUCCCCGAGGAGCUGUUCCAUGAGAUCGAGCUCGAGGUCCACAAUGCCGAGGGCGCAGCUACUAACAAGCAGCGUCUCGAGGUGAUCAAGGAGCAGGAAGAUCUCAUUCAUGAGGAGACCAAGCAGAACAGCGAUACUCCUGCACCCAAAGACAUCGAUGACAUUGAUGAGAAAGAGGAAGCCAAGGCUGAGGCCGCCUCUAGCGACAAGCAGUCUUCGGAAGCCGCCGAGGCUGUGGAGGAUUCAGCCCAGGCUGACAAGAAGAACAACAGCUCGUAG